Morchella importuna is the source of this 2193-nucleotide messenger RNA. RefSeq lists its product as uncharacterized. The coding region runs from base 1 to 2193 and encodes 730 amino acids. The transcript is spliced from 2 exons. NCBI's taxonomy places the organism in Eukaryota, Fungi, Ascomycota, Pezizomycetes, Pezizales, Morchellaceae. The record is from RefSeq and is a predicted model, not a curated record.
AUGGGGAUAUCAGCUGGGCGUUACGAGGCAGCUCCGGCUGAGAGAGUCAAUACAAGAUUGGAAGAAAACGAUUACUAUGACAGUACACGCAGUGAUACAGGGGCAAGCUACGAUGAUGGGGAGCCGGAUGAUGAAGAGCCGGAAUCUGCUGUACCGUCCGGUCAGGAAAUACCCAGGAGUUUUGAUUCAAAGCCCCACCCUCAGUACCCAGGACGUCCCGGAUCGGAUGAUGACGAUGCCGAAUUCAUAAAGGCAGCAGCGAACCUCGACGAAUUCUACAAGGAGCUCGAAAAGGUUCUAUACCCUAAUGGUGAGGGUACAUUAUUUCCCCCUAACCCCGCGAAGACAUCGAGAGGGGAUUGGGCAAGCGUAUCGGAGGAUGACGAUGCCGGAUUCGCAAAGACAGCGGCGGACCUCGAUGAGUUUUACAAGAGGAAUAAUCUGCUUCAGGGACCAAAUGCCCUCGAUAAACCAAGGCCCGACCCCGCCCCCUCAGAUUAUCAGAGUCCGGAUUGGAAGAAAAUUGAUGCAUGGGAUAGCGAUGCCGAAUUUACACGUACGGCAGAGAAGCUUGACGAACUUUACAAAACGAUUGGGCUUGGCCAUAUUUUAAGUAAAAAGUCGCCAAAUACUAAUACAACUAACAAUGCGCAUAUCAGUGCUGUACCAGAGACAGAAACCAAUAAAGCGCAUCACAAACCCCCCAGAGCUUCGGGUCAAGGGUUGGGGUUGAAAAACACCGGUUCUUCUUCCAGGAGGGCCGAGACAAAUGGCGGGAAGGCACAGGUAAAGGUGACUAGUGAGGGGAGUCCUUAUAUCGAACAUAUCAAGCCUCAAAAGGCACAGAAAAGAACAAGCAGUGCAAGGCGACCUCAUAUCGAACACCCUAAGCAGGAAAAGACAGCAGCUAGAAGAAACAGUAGUGCGCAAACCCCUUAUAUCGAACGUCUUGAGCAACAAAAGGCACCCCAUGAGAACAUGAAACCCCAUGAGGACAUGAAAGCACAAGUACCGGUACCGGCCUUGAACGAACACGAAAAAGGCCUCCUCGAAUCCAUAGGAAUUGAACCGAAGGCACAGAAAAACCAGGAACUACUCUCUCAACAUGGCCUUUCUAAUGGGCAGGCCAAGCCCUCCCGGAAGGAUAAGGCGGGUCCAAAAUUGCGCAGAGAAGCUCUCUACGAUCCAAAGGAAUAUCGUACCAGAAGGAUUGGUAGUUAUCUAUUCGUGUUUGGUAUUCUCAUUUGGCUGCUACACAAUACUACGUUGGUCACCAAGUUUUUCGUCCCUUGCCCGCGCCAUAUCUUCUUGGACCCUGCUGGGGCCGCAUAUAAUAUCAGCAGUAGCAUUGCAACUGUACCCAAAGCUGUGACUUGUUCGAUUUUUCCAUGUAAGUCUACCCAACGGGCACGUUUAAGAACCAUCGAUACUUUGGCACAAAAGGUCGGGCGGGACUACGGCACGUACAAAGCAUUCACAUCGUCUAUUGAAAUCCUCGGGGAACCAUCUUACCUGGACAAAUUAACGGAAAGGUUCGAGAUUGCGAAAGCGCUACCUCAUUAUGGAAGACCCAUAGGCGAUCUGACAGCCAACUACAUGAAAAAUGCCCAUGAGCAAUUCGUAAAAAUCAAUGCGUCACUCAAAAACUUAUUCAUUCGCGCAAGGAAAAUCGGCGAUUUCACAUCAGAUAAUAUUAUUGGGUUUCUCGAAUACCUCACAAAUCAGAUCCCGCACGACCUUCAAGACAAGCUGAACCUUCCACCAGGCUGGAAUGCCAAUCUCAUCAUGGAUGAUCGGCGUGAUGGCGAAAAAUACAUGACGCUACGCGGCCAAAGGAUCACAAAGGAGAUUGUGAAGGCCUAUCGUUCAUUAUUGGACAAUAUCGAGGGCCUAGAUCUCCAAUUAAGAAACGCUGCCAAGUUGACAGGGGUCCUUGUCAAUGAGGGUGUAUCCGAUUUGGGUCCUGGACUUGAAGAGGUUGAACCUAUAUUGAAAACCAUUACUGAUCUCAAGGGAUAUGUUGCAUGGUGUGUCCUGGAAUUCCCAAAGUUCGAGCGUGGCCAGGAACAUGUGGAUGAUGAUUCAAGGAACGUGAGACCAUCCAAUGUGGAGUCGGCCUGGGAGUCUGUACUUUCGUUUGAUAGUGAUGCUGUUGGGAGACGUAAGUCUUAUAGACGGGAACGGGCGAAAUAG